AUGCUACCUUUCUUUCUCAGCCCUGUCUCAUUAUAUGCCAUCUACGUACGCCGAUGUUUCGCCGCCUCCGGCCUCUCGCAACAAACCUUACAACUCGACAAUGAGACCACCCUCCACUUCUGGGGUCCCAACCCCAAAUUUUCUCAAGCCACCCAGAAAAAGCCUUCCCUGGUUCUAAUCCACGGCUUCGGCCCCGUCGCCAUGUGGCAGUGGAGGAACCAAGUCCAGUUCUUCUCCCCCCGCUUCAACGUCUACGUCCCCGACCUCGUCUUCUUCGGCGACUCCACCACCACGUCAGCAGAGAGAAGCGAGGUCUUUCAGGCGGCCUCCGUGGCGAAGCUGAUGGAGAAGGCGGGAGUGGAGAGGUUCAGUGUCAUUGGGACGAGCUACGGCGGGUUUGUGGCGUACCACGUGGCGAGGAUGUGGCCGGAGAGAGUGGAGAAGGUGGUGAUUGCCAGCUCCGGGGUUAACAUGAGAAGAGGAGAUAACGAGAAGUUGCUGAGGAGGGCAAAGUUGGAAAAGAUUGAACAUCUCAUGCUGCCUGCGACGGCUGUGCAGUUGCAGACGUUGAUCGGUCUCGCUAUGUCCCGGCGUGUUGACGUCAUACCUCGUUUUUUAUUGAAUGAUUUCGUGCAGAAAUUGUACUCAGAUAAAAGGAAGGAAAAGAUGGAGCUGCUAAAGGGACUCACACUUGGACGAGAUGACACAUUAAACCUAUCUCCUCUUCCUAACAAGGAGGUUUUGAUCGUAUGGGGAGAUAAAGACCAGAUCUUUCCUUUGGAGAUGGCUACCGAACUCAAGGAGCUUCUUGGACCCAAAACAAGACUGGAAGUGAUAAAGAACACAUCGCAUGUACCCCAAGUUGAAAAUCCCAUACAAUUCAACAACAUUGUAGAAAGCUUCUUGUGCGACGACUCCUGA
Molecule: messenger RNA, 921 nt
Organism: Prunus armeniaca (apricot)
Lineage: Eukaryota; Viridiplantae; Streptophyta; Magnoliopsida; Rosales; Rosaceae
Source: the annotation of a GenBank genome assembly